Daphnia magna is the source of this 1154-nucleotide messenger RNA. RefSeq lists its product as uncharacterized. The record is from RefSeq and is a predicted model, not a curated record. Gene Ontology annotation, molecular function: nucleic acid binding; zinc ion binding. Lineage: Eukaryota; Metazoa; Arthropoda; Branchiopoda; Diplostraca; Daphniidae. The transcript has a single exon. Bases 55 to 1140 code for a protein of 361 amino acids.
CUUCUUGUUGUGAUUCUUUAGCGAAUCUUUUAUUUUGAUUUUUUCUUUUGAAUCAUGGCUCGUCGGUUAGGUCGAGAGGGUCCUUCGGUUGCUGUAGUCGUAAAUGAACAGGCUCCUCGCUUGCGAGCGCGUGAUCCACCGAUCUUUCGUGGAGAGCCUCAUGAAGAUGUAGUUGAGUGGUUGCGUCAAUUUCAACGGGUUAGCGAUUUCAAUUUGUGGGAUGGGAAUCAGCAACUACGACAGUUGCCCCUAUGUUUAGAAGGAGUUGCUGAGAGGUGGUUUUCUAGUUUGAAUCCACGACCUGACACUUUUCCCGCUCUUAGUGAUCGAGUUUUGAGGGCAUUUCGUCAUCAAAACUACGAAAUGGAACUAAAUUCGCAGCUUCGUGCCCGAAGGCAAGGCCCUGGUGAACCCGUCAUGACUUAUUGUUAUGAUGUUGUUCAUCUUUGUUCAAAAAUUAAUGCAGAUAUGCCUGAACAAGAGAGAGUUCAGCAUAUUUUGCGUGGAUUAAGUUCUUCUCUUAUGGAAAAGGUGAUGCCUGAUCUAACGCAGCCAUUUACCGUUGAUCAACUUUUUGCUCGGAUUCAAGUUCAUUGUCAGACAAUUGCCAUGGCCAAUCGAGCUUUGAAUGAUUCUUUGUCUACCCCAGUAAUGCAGACUACCAUCUUGAAUCCUCCCUCUGCUGGGUUUGUUACGAAGGAGGAGUUGAACACUUCGAUUGCGUUAUUGAGAAAAGAGAUUAAGGAAGAUGUGGCUUCUACCUUAACCUCUUUCACCUCCACCAUUAAAGAAACCAUCCGGUCAGAACUUAAAGCUAGCAGGAAGAAUGUCGGGGUGGGUGUUCGGAAUGAUGGUGUCGGAUUGGGCAAUCGGGUUAUGAAAAGGACGGCUGAUGGUCGCCCCAUUUGUAAUUCUUGUGGCCACCCAGGCCAUAUUGCUCGUGCCUGUAGGUCUAAUUCAACGCGUCCACCACUUGCGUGUUUUAUUUGUGGGCAGGUUGGUCAUAUUUCACGUCAGUGCCCUUCUAGGCUUGAGAGUAGUUCAAGGCAGGGUUUAUCGAAUGCGGGUUUUUCGGGGGGCUCCUCUUCAAAUCAAGCUAAUGGGAAUAAUUCAGGCACUUCGUCUCGCUCAUCAAACUGAAUGCGGUGAUUGAA